Molecule: messenger RNA, 1026 nt
Organism: Penicillium cinerascens
Lineage: Eukaryota; Fungi; Ascomycota; Eurotiomycetes; Eurotiales; Aspergillaceae
Gene: swc5
Product: putative Swr1p complex component (Swc5)
Exons: 2
Coding region: 1-1026 (341 amino acids)
Source: RefSeq, a predicted model, not a curated record
AUGCCUGCCGACCCGGUAGAUUCAGUUGAUCUAGACGACGAGCCCUAUGACUCGGCCGAAGAUGAAGAUUUCCAGCUAGAUGGAGCCCAGGAAGAGUCCGAUUUGUCGUCGUCCGACAAUGAGACCGCCGAACCCGUCAAGAAGAAGCGCAAGACCGAUAAGAAAGCUGAGAUCCCCGAGGAAGAGCUUGACUCUGGUGAUGAAGCCACGAUUCGCAAAGCGCGUGAGAAACGACAAAAGAAGGGAAAGAGAGGCAAAGGCAAGCAUGAUGAAGAUGAUUUUGAUCUUGAUGAUGAAGGGGGACCGGGUGGCUUCGUGCGAACACGCGCGAUGAAGGCGCAGAUACAGGAAGAGCGCAAGCCGCUAGCCAAAAUCGACGGCGCCACUGUCGACGUGAACGCCCUCUGGGAACAGAUGAACGCUCCCGACAGCCAUCUGGGUCUGCGGCCAUCACAGACGCAGACGCAGCAGGAAAAGACCCCGGCCCCAGAGCCCGAUCACGCCGCGGACACGGAAACCAAAGAACAAAGUGCCCCAGAGCCGGACGACAACGCGCGCCAUGGCCGGUACGAGCAGCAGAUGAUCAAGAUCAAGCGCACCUACAAAUUCGCCGGCGAGAUGAUUACCGAAGAGAAGACAGUUCCUAAGGAUUCUGCCGAGGCCAAGGCUUUCCUGUCGUCGGGUGAUAACGUCGAAUAUGCUGAAGUGGACGGUGUCCCUAACCGCAAUCUGCGUCGACCACUACGCAAGAUUUCGCGAUUCGAUCCCAAUCCGACCGGCACGAUCAAGAAGAGCUGGGAGAAGCAGGCCGUCGAGGCCGACAAGGACGCGAGCGGACCUAAGAUCAACACCGUGGAGAAAUCCCGCCUCGACUGGGCACAAUAUGUGGAUGAGGCCGGUAUCAAAGAUGAACUGCGCACUCACUCCAAGGCCAAGGAGGGAUAUAUGGGCCGCAUGGAUUUCUUGGGUCGUGUGGACGCAAAAAGAGACGAAGAGGCACGUCAAGCACGACUCAAGGGCAUGUGA